AUGUCACGGUGCUAUCCUUACCUGAGCAACGGUGAGGCCGUGAGCCAAACCAUUAAGAGCGACUUGAAUAAACCAUUAACUGAUAAACUGAAAAAAGAGAAGCGAUCUAAGAUACAACACAAGAAAUCCACUUCACACAGCAAACUUCUUUCGAAGCGGAAGGACGAUGACGAACCUGGAAGAAGUAGCUUGACUGAGGAACAUGGCCGACCAGUCUGUCAUCACACUCUUUCAUCAGACAGUACUCGGAGCCGCCAUAAGAGAAAAAGAGAGGAAAAGAGAGGAAAAUCUGAGAAGAAGCUAUUCAAAGCAGAAGUUUUAUACAAAACCUUGUUUGGGGAUUGGACUGCACCACCUGUUGUUUAUCAUCAAACUAACUUUGAUGAUCAGAGUUGGCUUUCUGCCACGAAAACGCAAGAUAUUCGUUGUGACAAGAGAAUCAAAAUUUAUCAGCAUGACGAACCAGGCGAUGAGGCGUCUUCCUUUUGGCCCUGUGCCCGGAAUCUACCACAGGCUGAUAUCUAUGCGUUACCCUAUACUAUUUCAUUCUAA
Mercurialis annua (annual mercury) is the source of this 552-nucleotide messenger RNA. RefSeq lists its product as uncharacterized. The record is from RefSeq and is a predicted model, not a curated record. Bases 1 to 552 code for a protein of 183 amino acids. NCBI's taxonomy places the organism in Eukaryota, Viridiplantae, Streptophyta, Magnoliopsida, Malpighiales, Euphorbiaceae. The transcript has a single exon.